GUUAGGACAAAACAAGCAUUGUACUUACAUACGCGUUCACUUCCAGCGUAAAGUAUACAUCUCCACACAAUUCCGUAUACUCCAAACUUUCGACAGGGAAACGGAACCCCUGGCCCAGACCAUUUUUUAUCAGGUGAGACUGUGAGAGCGUGACGUCUCUUUUUUCCUUCUCAUCCAUCUCGCCUUGCCCGCAUUGGAAGAUGGGUGAUGUCCGGACGGCGACCGGUAGGUGCCCCAUCAAUUGCUGCCGCGAUUCGUGCGUACGUAUGUAGACACGGACGUAGCCUAGAAUCGGAUACAACAAAUCAACCGUAGUGUACACCGCCAAAACCCGAGCCCAAGAUAUCGCAAUUGUUUGCUCGAAGCCUGACCCUGGAUCAUUUUGUUAACUGUAUAUGUAUAUGGGCGAUGACGUGUCGGCUCAUCAGUCGACUGUGCAUACAGAUGGGAAAUGUCGUAUCCUGUAGCGGUCGCGCUCCCAUCUUUUUGAUCGGCAGCGACCCGGCGAGCGAGAAAGGAUUCCACAUAUUUCUGGCCCAGGCCGCUCCAAAUCUCCGGUUUCAGGCGCUGCGCGACCGUCGCACGAGCACCACAGACCGCAGCCCCUCUCGCGCACACGGCACACACACGGCACGAUCGUAGGGAGCCCCCGACACCUGGGCAGCCCCUCGUAGCCAUCAUCAUUGCCCCCAAUAAUUCACCGCCCGCACCGGACGCCGAUCGCCACCACCACCAGUAGAGCGCGCGGCGCGCCAAUAAUAGGAGCGCGAGCAUGGCACCCCAGCGCUGAAACACACUGCACGCUGGUCAGUGGCCACUGGCCGGCCACCGCACGCACGCAAAGCUUCGAUCGAGCACGGGCGCGCGGUGUGGGCCGAUGUCCAUGCGCGACCGCCACGCCUCCGCCGUGUCCCCGUCGCUUCGCUUCCUCGGCUUCAUCAAGCAGCCCGAUGGCGCCGGCGCUGCUGACAUGGAGCUCGAGCUCGACGAGCGCGACGUAGUCUGGUCCUCCUCCACCUCCUUCUCCUCGGCCUCCACCGCCUCGUCGCCGUCGCCCACGCCGUCCCCGUCCGGGGGCGGCCACCGCUGGCCCCUCUCCUCCCGCGCGUUCCCCACCGGCAGCGCCGGCCUCUCGGCGCUCAUCGCCGACGAGGACAGCCACUCGCCCAGCGCGGCCAUCCCUGCCGCGGCCCGACGGGAGAAGCAGCCGCUCUCGCAGCCGUACCACCAGUCUGCGCCGGUGGCUGUACCUGCCUGGUCCAAGGCGACGGCGGACAGGCGACGCCGGGAGGCGGAGCAAGAGGCCGCUGACGAGGAGGACGAAGACGACGACGAACUUAUGGUGCCGCCGCAUGAGAUGGCCGCGCGCCGCGCCGCGGCGGCGGCGUCGGUGAUGGAGGGCGCUGGGCGCACGCUGAAGGGGCGCGACCUCCGGCGCAUGCGCAACGCCGUGUGGCGUACCACCGGCUUCCUCGACCUGUGAAAAAGGACUCUCCUUUGGAGGUUUCUCUUGCUGCCCUCGUCAGUCCAAUUGGUGGCGUAGUAGUACUUCGUUACAGAAAAUGUUGCUACGUUUGGGGUUCUGUAGGCGAAAUAUUUUGAUGUACUACUAGUAAAUUGACAAGUGUUUUAUGUUUUCCUACUAGCAGAAAACAAUGCUAAUCACGGAGCAAUUAACUAGGAGUAAGGUCUAAGUGGCUAGUUUGCACUUGCAGCUACAAUUGCUUUACGGUUUGGGUCUGUCUAAGUCUAAGUCGACUGAGACUUGGCCAAGUCUCAGUCGGCUGACGUCAGCCGAAAAAGAUUAGGCCCGUUUUUGGUCCUUUCUACUUGAACUUUAAUGUAUCACCUAAUGGCUUGUUA
Hordeum vulgare subsp. vulgare (domesticated barley) is the source of this 1863-nucleotide messenger RNA. RefSeq lists its product as uncharacterized. NCBI's taxonomy places the organism in Eukaryota, Viridiplantae, Streptophyta, Magnoliopsida, Poales, Poaceae. The coding region runs from base 878 to 1483 and encodes 201 amino acids. The record is from RefSeq and is a predicted model, not a curated record. The transcript has a single exon.